AUGUAUUAUCACGGUCAAAAUAUAGUGUCACGAUUAUCUUCUACACCUAAACUCUGUAAAUUUGAAAAUUGCGAUGAAGAAACUUUUACAAGCGAUUCUCCAAAUGACCCAUUUCCUUCGUCCUUUUUUGCAGAUCAACAACCAUCAUCCUCAUCGUUAUCUGUACAUGGCCACGACUUUAGAAACAACACUGAUAGUCAAUUUCUUCCUUCGUUGCCAUCAGUUCCACAACUUUCAAACCAGCACGUUGAAGAUUUCUCAAGAUUUGCUGAUUCAUCGGUCGAGAUUUCAUAUGAAGAUUUCAAUAUAAACAGUGACGAAUAUUCUGUGUUCAAAUUACAGGACUAUUGUUGGAAAGAUCAUGGCGCACUAAUGGUAAAUAAUUUUUUGCCAGGUCUAGGUGAUUUGCUGGAUGAUGAAUUCCAAGAAGCCAAAGAACUUAACGACUAUUAUAGCCUAUUCCAAUCAUAUACACAACAAAAUAAUGAUUUGGAUGUGGCUCCAUUACGACAAGCAAUCUGGUAUUACGUGCAACGAUUAUAUGGGUUAUCAAAAGAUGAUUAUGAUUAUAGUGACAUAAGAAAUUUGUUGAAUUCCAAAUUUAAAAUGUUCCUUAAAAAAGUUUGUUGUACACCAGAAAACUUAACUAUCAACGAUUGGAGAAAUGUCGGGUUUCAAUUGCGAUCUGAAGAAAAAUGCCAUGUCAAUUUGAUUGCCAUUGAGUCAAGGAAACAAUCUGAGCUUAUUUAUGGAUUAUGGUGUGUGAUGAAGUGUCAAAAUGGUAAAUAUGAUUUACAGGAUGAUGAUCAAAAAUAA
Entrophospora sp. SA101 is the source of this 816-nucleotide messenger RNA. The record is from the annotation of a GenBank genome assembly. NCBI's taxonomy places the organism in Eukaryota, Fungi, Glomeromycota, Glomeromycetes, Entrophosporales, Entrophosporaceae.